AUGCAGCAGGCGCCGCGGCAAGAACAGCAGGCGACGGGUCCUGCGCAUCGAGUACCGGAUGCGCGUCAACGGAAGCUGAAAAUCAGGAAGUUCGACGGUAGCGAGCUGUACCAUGGGCUCGGCUCCGGCUUCCUUGACUGGGGGCGUACGUUUAUCCGACAGAUAACGAUGGUCCAGCACGCAUGCGGCUUUGCCUGGUCUGAGGAAGUCAAAGCAGACUUGCUUGGACACUACUUGAGCGGUACCGCAGAACGCUACUACAAAAAGCAGCUUGAGGUGUGGUGGACGCAACUACCGACGCUAGACCACGUCAUGGAAAGGCUCCUGCAGACUUUCAAGACCACGAUCACGGCAACGCACGACGCGUGCGGCGGUGCGGACCAACAGGUGCUCGACAACAUCGUGCACUACGCGUCAGCAGACCUGAGCACAGUGCUCAUGGCUAAUUACGACAGCUCGCGGGUCGACCAUUUGCGCCAAGCUGAGGAGCUCGCCCACUUCGCGCAGUCUGUGAAGGUCGAGUCGCGCAAGGGUCGUGCGCUCGGACGAGAGGUUGUGGCUCACGUCGACGAGGCCUCAACGAAGAAAGAGACACGCACGUGUUUCGGGUGUGGCAAAGUUGGCCACAUUAAAAGCGACUGUCGCAGCAAAGACAGGAAGAACCACGGUGGACGUCGUGAUAGAGUUGGUGCAGAUCUGGUUCUGGAAAUCAACGACGUCGGAGGCAAGAACAAGAGCCCGACACCCAACGGAAAGAGAUCGGACCUGGUCCUCGCUGGCGAAGAUGCGAACGACAAGAACUAUGGAAAGGAGCGCACGGUCAAGCUCACAGACGUUUACCUUGCGACUCAACUCAAGCGCAACAUUGUGUCGUACGGCAAACUCGAACUUAAGGGGUUCGGCCUUGUGUACGACGGUGCGACGCGCGCACUCGUCAAACGCAGCAACAGGGAAGUGGCCUUCGACUUGACAAUACUGAACAAUGUACUCUACGUACAGACAGUCUCGCCAUCCUGCGUUAUAGGCACGCCAGCUGACGUUCUUAUGGCGAUCUUGUCCGAUGAAGCUAUGGCGGACUCAACGUCAGACACGCAAAGUGGGACUUUCACGUAA
Messenger RNA from Peronospora farinosa, 1113 nucleotides. The record is from the annotation of a GenBank genome assembly. Lineage: Eukaryota; Oomycota; Peronosporomycetes; Peronosporales; Peronosporaceae.